GGUAUUGGACUGGUACUAGCUUGCAAUGGAGGCUCAUGCGAGCGAAUAUCAUUAAAAAGGGAUAAAUACUAUCUCGGAUCCUAGACAUUUAGCGGGGGCAGAGGUGGCGGCAAAAGGCGACUGAUUGAUGGAUGAUGAAAUGUUAUUUCCAUUUGAAUAGACUCCCUGUAUUAGCCUCAGUUGCAAGCCAGUUCCAGUUCAAUUCCGAGAAUACCAAUAUGGUCUGUUUGGAAUAUGUCGCUGCAACCCGUAGUCGAAUAUAUAUCCCUUGUUUUCAUUUGGUUGAAAAAAAAGGUACAGGACCAAACCGAGAGAAGUUUAGCUUAGGAAAACGUCUUAGAAAUUCGUGAACGCUUCUAGGGAACGUAAACACGAAGCGGACAGAUCAGCCUGAUCUUGGGAAUGGGCACCAGAUUUCAUGAAUGCUCUGGAUCCAGUCCACGACGGACCAGUAGCUUUGCUUAGGGAACGUGGCGCACCUGUGGUCCUACCACGCGUCACAGCUGGCUAAACAUGGCCGCGUAAAUAACAAGACAAGUAAUCGAUUCCGUACUCUUCAACGAACAAACUUUCUAACGCAUGGAAAUUGAGCUAGGUCUUAACAUGAAGCCGCGCCGUUCUCUUUCUCUGUUCGUCGUUCUCGCUUCACUGUUCAGCUGUUCUGUGUCGCAUUCUGAGCACAGCUUCGGGCAACAGACACAUAGCAAUCACGACGAUCACGUCGCCUUUCUCGGAGAGAAGCUGGCUAAAGAGUUUGAAAAACUUUCCCCUCAGGAGUCCAGGAGACGUCUCAGAAUGUUAGUGCCUCGUAUCGACAUCAAUAAGGAUGGCUUUGUAGAGGAGGCCGAGCUAGAGAUCUGGGUUCGACACAAGAUGCAGAAGUGGACUGUUGACGAGGACGUGGACGCCAUAUUUAGAGAUCUGGACAUGAAUAACAACGACAAGGUCACGUGGAAGGAGUAUAUGACAAGGACGUUUGGAUUCACCGAGGAGGAUAUGCACAGCAGAUGGGAAAGAUCCAAUCUGGAAAAGUACGUUGUUUACGAUAAGAAGAAGUGGAGAUACAGCGACCAAGACAAAGAUGGCAUGUUGAACCGCCAAGAAUACGAGUAUUUCCAUCAUCCCAAAGAACAUGAAAUCAUGCUGCCUUAUAUUGCCGUGGAAUUAAUGGAUAAAUACGACAAUGACCACGAUGGCCGCCUUUCUCUGGACGAGUAUUUAGCGUACAUAGAUAUGCCAACUUUUAAUUCCUUAUACAUAGCGGAUUUUAAUGAGAAGUAUGACGUAGACCACGAUGGCUACCUUAACCUAAAAGAAUUAGAAGAAUGGAGAAGACCACGAAACUUCAAUAAGGCCCUGGGUGAAGCUCAACAUUUAAUAGAAUAUGCUGAUAUGAACAAGGAUGGGAAAUUGACCGCUGACGAGUUCGUCAUGAGCCAUGAGAUUUUUGCCGGAAGUUACGUGACGCAGUUCGGUCAAUCCUUCCACGACGAAUUUUGAUGUUGUCUAAACCCCGAUCUACCAAGAAACUAUCAAACAGCCAACACGUUGAGAAAAGCCUCAGCUGUUGUCAGUCAAGAAAAAUCUAUACCCGUAAUUUGUGGUUUUCGUUUCCCAUGUAUUUGUUUCUUUUUUUUUAAAUAUUGUUAGCCCAAAGAGACAUUUAUUACGAAUGUAUGGAAAAUUAAAUACCCAGGUACACUCUGUCUUGACUAUAAAAUCUGUUUCAGUAGGUAUCUUAAGUCUGCAGUGUGUGAAUGUUAAAAACCAGAAGUUCUUUAGGAAUUAUAAUGUUCACAUAGUUCGCAUAGUUUUCAAAAUUUCGUGUCUAUCUUUACGGAAUCCGUCAGAAAUAUUAUUAAAAAGUUAUAGAAAGAUUUAUUUCAGAAACUGCCUUCUAGUAUUCACACAUGGUAUAUGUACUCUUCUUUAAAUGUAAAUACAAUAAUGCAUUUGUUUGUCGA
Orbicella faveolata is the source of this 1964-nucleotide messenger RNA. Its product is annotated as calumenin-A-like. The record is from RefSeq and is a predicted model, not a curated record. Gene Ontology annotation, cellular component: endoplasmic reticulum. Gene Ontology annotation, molecular function: calcium ion binding. NCBI's taxonomy places the organism in Eukaryota, Metazoa, Cnidaria, Anthozoa, Scleractinia, Merulinidae.